This is a messenger RNA of Strongylocentrotus purpuratus (purple sea urchin), 1198 nucleotides long. RefSeq names its product WSC domain-containing protein 1-like. The record is from RefSeq and is a predicted model, not a curated record. Lineage: Eukaryota; Metazoa; Echinodermata; Echinoidea; Camarodonta; Strongylocentrotidae.
UGUUGAAUUAUCUUGUUCAUAGCACUGCUGCCUAAUGAAACAGGCCUUCUUUGGUACUGAAUGGAACUACCCUGCCGAUCAAAGAUAACAAAAUACAAGAAUAAAUAUAUAAAUAUGCACAUAAUUGUCUUCUUAUGCAAUGUAUCGUUUCACAGGGGCAGGUUUGGUUUUCUGCAAUGACACACGACUGAUGCCAGAAGGGACAUUCCCACCUAUAGCGCUGGCCAGCUUUCCCGGGUCAGGUAAUACGUGGGUUAGACAUCUCAUACAGACUGCAACUGGUUAUGCCACAGGAAGUGCGUAUACGAGUAAAAGACUUCUUAGCCGAGGUUUUAUAGGCGAAGGGCAACCAGCUCUUUCAGGCAGGGCUCUGACAAUCAAGACACACAGUUCAAUAAGAAUACGGUCGGUGCCAUUUUACUUUUACGCAAUCCAUAUCGAGCGAUGGUGUCUGAGUAUAAUAGACGGGAAGCUGGCAAGACGGGACAUGCCCGUGAAAAAACAUUCAAAACAGCAGAGUGGCGUAAAUAUGUCAGCGAAAACUCUGAUCGUUGGAUCGGGCUAUAUAAACAUUACAUCUCCAAAUGUCAUCAUUCGGGCAACACCUGCAAGUCGAUGAAUCGUGUAUUACGAGCAACUCAAACUGCAUCUCAAGGACGAACUGCGACGAAUCCUUGAAUACUUGCAUAUAACCAUCGAUGAAGAAAGGCUUGCAUGUGCAGUUACGAAUGCAGAGGGUCAGUUUCAUAGACCAAAGAGAAAUACAACCUUGGAUCCAUUCUCAAAGGAAGACAGGAGUUUGGUGGACAAAUCUUUGAAUUUGUAUCGCGAUUUGAUUGACCUGGAAGGAUUAGAGGAACCACCGUCAUCGCUUAGUUUCAUAUCCGAGUGAUUUAUAGAGUUGAAGACCCACUAAUUGAAUUACAUGUAUUUCCUUUGUUUUGAAACUGUAAGUAUUCCUGUAUAAUCAUUCAUCUUUUGACACGAUGAAUCAUGAUUAUCCUUUUAUACCAAUUUUCUCAUUAUGGUAUUAGCGGAAGAGCUUAGGAGUGGUACACGAACUAUGUCAGAUAUCACAAAAUAUGCAUUUGCUAAAGGUAUUACAAAGUUUUGGUACGGGGUCAUGCAUUUAGUUCAUAUGAGCAUAUUGGAAGCAUAUGCGAUCCUAUAAAAUUCAGUGAUCGUUGUCGCGGUUUAA